This is a messenger RNA of Phytophthora nicotianae INRA-310, 261 nucleotides long. RefSeq lists its product as hypothetical. NCBI's taxonomy places the organism in Eukaryota, Oomycota, Peronosporomycetes, Peronosporales, Peronosporaceae. The transcript is spliced from 3 exons. The record is from RefSeq and is a predicted model, not a curated record. The coding region runs from base 1 to 261 and encodes 86 amino acids.
AUGACGGGUCUCGUCUACGUUUGCUUGCUUGAGCUGGUGAACACUGCUAAGGUAGCGACCACGACGGCAACGGAGACGAAAUCAGGUUUGGAGAGCACGGCCGUGAAGAAAGAAAUUAGUGUGGAGACCAAAUUCGAGGAGGGUAAUCGCACGGAUAUCCCCAGCAUAACGAUUGUGGACGCUGCGGUCGUGGUACUGACAGAAGAAAUUGCUGGCGCUGAUGGCGCCGACUUAGCCACACCCAAGCCAUUUCCUUGCUGA